Molecule: messenger RNA, 802 nt
Organism: Triticum aestivum (bread wheat)
Lineage: Eukaryota; Viridiplantae; Streptophyta; Magnoliopsida; Poales; Poaceae
Exons: 3
Coding region: 175-618 (147 amino acids)
Source: RefSeq, a predicted model, not a curated record
ACCGGCCGAAGCUUGUAGUUGGCCCGUCGCCUCCUUGCCACAGAUAUCGUGCACGGUCUGAACGAGGCAAGCAGCAUAGAAAGCGAAACAAGGCCAGUCGAACCCUAGAUUCCGCCGCCGCCGCCACCGCCGCCACCGCCGCCGCCACCAAUAAGCCCGAGCGUGUAUAACGUGAUGGCGCUGCGAUCGCUUAUUCGAAAGAUGCCGGCCGUUGGUCUCAGAUCGACGCCGAUGCCCCCCCGUAUGGGGCCCGUCCACGCGCUCUCGACGGCGGCUGGUUCUCGGAUUAUGUCCGAUGGUGCUCCCGGAAUAAAUGGCCGAGCGAAGAUUUAUUCCGAAGAUGAGAUAGCUGAACGACGGGAGGCAAUAAAACGCCUGCACGCGGAGAUCGAGAAGGACCGUGCGGUGUCUGAAAGGUAUCUAGCUGAGCACAGGAAUGUAAUGGAGAUGCUGGAACAACAGAGUGCUGCAGGAGAAGCUGCCUAUAAUGCAGCUAUGAGGGAUAUUAGUGAAGCCCGUGUAAGUUGUAUGAAAACACUGAAGAACGUGGCUACGGCAUGCGAUGUUGUUGCGGUUGCCUGCCCUAUGCUGAUUGUCCUUAUGAUGAUCACUACAUAGUAACUUACUGUAUGUUUGUUCGGUGCUAUCAUCGAACUACCUCCCUUCUUAUUUAUUAGGCCUGCAUGUAUACCUAGAUUAAUAUCCCAAAUGAUAGGGAUUUGCUCUUCUAGAAUGCAUAUAUGUCAGAGUGUUGAAUGCAGUAAAGUAUAAUGGUCUACAACAUAUUUUUCUUUUUCUUAAA